UCUGUAACUCUAUAUUUUUUCGCUUCUUUUUAUUUUUCCUCCGGCUUCUUUUUCGUGAUUUUCGGUUUGCCCGGCCUUAUGAAUCGACCACUAUUGUUCUUUCGAAAGUUUCCUUUUUUCGUUUUUUGGUGCUUUUGUGGGGACUUUAUCGUGUUUUUGUUCCUGGUGAUUUCAUUUUUGAUUUGAAAGGUUUCUACGUUUUUUAGUUUUCUGUGAAAUCAAUAUUCUUCGUGCGCAUAGGAGAUCUCACUUCUUGGGGUGGUUUUUGGUGCAGGGUUAGCGGUCAUGGAAUUCUUCUGCGAAUCUAUGCCUUAACUCCUUUUCCUUGUGUUGCUUUGGAUAUCGAUCUUCUUGUGCUUUCCUUCUCUGUCGACCUUUUACGGUCUUCCCAACACAUCUUAAAUCGUGCUCUUCAUCUCUUGCUUUUAGAGCGAUCACUGUUUACUGGUCGCUUUUAGCUGCCACGUCGUGAUUUUCGUUUCCUGUAAGCAGGCGCUUGCUGUUUAGGCUAGAAGUUUGCUUUAGUAAUUCUAGGGUUGCUGUUUCGUCGAUUUCCUGGCUUGAUUAGUGAAGACUUUGCUGCACGUUCUGGAUUUUACUCAACUUGCUUUAGUCUCAUCAUUUUCAUUGACUCUAUGCCGUUAAGUCUCUUCAUGGUUUCUCUGCAAUGAUUUAAUCUUGUAUUUUGCUUUCUAAGGCUCAUCUUUUCCUCGAUUCGUUUUAUUUCUGGUUGGUUGUUUUGGAGCUCGAACUAGUCUUUCCUUUGGGGCUUCUGUAUGAAAGCGUGACAAAUUUCUUUCUUACUUCGAUCUUUUUCCUUUCUGUGCGUAUUCUACUUCUCAAUGAAUCCUUGUAUUUGUGAUUUUUAGGCUUCUUCAUAGCCAAGUUUUCCUUGUUAUUCCGGGUUUCAGUAGCUUAGCUGCUCAUAAGCCGUUUGGUUAAAUGGAAGCCAUAGGUUCUAAUGGCUUCCCUACUUCCCCUGUCCCUUCUAAUACGGCUGUAUUGGAUGUGAAGCCUCUCCGGACACUAAGUCCUAUGACUCCACAUCCUUUCAUGUCGAUGACUGGGUAUGCGCCUCCGGGUAGCUAUCCCUUCAUGUGUUUCAACCCCUAUGCUCCUUACCCGCCCGGUGCUUCUCCGUCUCAUCCGUCCUCUGCCCCAUCGGCUGUUACUACUCAAGUAUCUACCCAACCAUCAACUCCUGAACCGAUCCCUCUCGCUGAAGCACGUGAGGUCAUCGAUGUUGAUGAAAUAUCUGAUGCGCCUCUGAAUCCACAGCCAUCUAGCCGCAAGCAACCCAAAAAAGGAUCUGCUGCAUCUGUAUCUGCACCCUCCAAGGUUCUGAGUUCUUCUAAAAGGAAGGUGAAAGAGGAAAGCAAGACGGCAGAGAAAGCAGAGAAAACUAGCGGGAAAUCUGCCUUGAAGAAAGCUGAAAUCAGCACCCCUUCUCCACUGGUUGGCGAAACAAAGAAGGGAAAAGAAUCUGCUAAUUCAGGUACCAGCGGUAGCCGCAGGUUUGCAGGUACUGGUGAAAGCUGUAAGAAGAAGCAAAAAUCAUACAGAUACAAGAAGAGUAGGAAGGAGGUAUUGGCAGAAGUUCCUGAAUACGUCACCUCAAACCUUACUGACAGGGAGUCGGUCGAGCGGAUACUGAUGAUUUUUGAUGCAGUAAAGCGGAGGGUCAAUCAGACAAAUGAUUCAUACGCCAGGGGAGCAACAGGUGGUAGUAGUAUCCGCCCUGACUUGAGAGCCUCAACUACUAUGACAUCCAAAGCACUAAGAGUGAACAGUGAAAAGAGGAUAGGAAAUGUCCCUGGGGUGUAUAUUGGUGAUAUCUUCUACUUUAGGAUAGAGAUGUGUUUGGUUGGUCUGCAUGCACCAAGCAUGGCAGGGAUUGACUACAUGACUGCAAAAUUUGGUGAAGUUGAAGAUCCAGUUGCUAUAAGCAUAGUGUCUUCUGGUGGAUAUGAGGGGGAUGUUGAUGAUGGAGAUGUUCUAAUAUACAGCGGUCAUGGUGGUAGUUGUAGCAAGGAAGGGAAGCAGGAAGAUCAGAAGCUUGAACGAGGUAACCUUGCUUUGGACCGAAGCUUGGGUCAUUCUGUGGAGAUAAGGGUGACGCGUGGUGUGAAGGAUCCAAGUUCUCUGAAUGGAAAGGUGUAUAUCUAUGAUGGCCUCUACAGGAUUCAGGAGUCUUGGAUUGACAAGGGAAAAGGAGGCUUUUCCAUUUUCAAGUACAAAUUGGUUCGGUUACCAGGGCAGCCCGUUCUUGGAAGCUUGAUCUGGAAGCAGGCUUUGGCUUGGAAGGAGAAUCCUGCUUCUAGGGAAGGGGUUAUUAUUGCUGAUUUGUCUGUAGGAAUGGAGAAUACUCCUGUCUGCCUAGUGAACGUAGUUGAUGAUGAGAAGAUACCACCUCAUUUUUUUUACAUUUCGAGGGUGAAGUAUGAGAAAGCCAUCAGCUUGAUGAUGCCAAUAUCCGGAUGCAAGUGCCAAAAUGCAUGCCUUUCGAGCAGCACAGGGUGCAACUGCACUCAACUUAAUAGUGGUGAAUUUCCUUAUGUCGCUAAUGGGAUUCUUGUGAGUCGGAAGCCUGUUAUCUAUGAGUGCAGUCCAAAUUGUUCUUGCUCCUCUAUCUGUCGCAACCGGGUGUCGCAAAAUGGGGUGAAGCUUCACUUUGAUGUGUUCAAAACAAAGGAUAAGGGCUGGGGUCUUCGUUCAUUGGACCCUAUAAGAUCAGGGACUUUCAUUUGUGAAUAUAUAGGUGAUGUUAUACCCAGAAAUAAACUAGAUGAUGACAGCUAUGAUGAUGAGUAUAUCUUUGAUGCCGGUCACACUAGGGAGAACUUGUUGGAGUGGGAUGGUAUGUAUGAACUACUUGGAGAACCAAGACCUGCAAAAAACAGUCAAAAUUUUGAAUCAUUUCCAUUCGUCAUAGAUGCAAAGAAGUCUGGGAACAUAGCUCGCUUUAUGAAUCAUAGCUGUUCUCCAAAUGUAUUCUGGCAACCUGUAUUGUAUGAUCACAAUGAUGAAACAAGUCCCCAUAUAAUGUUCUUUGCAAGAAAGAAUAUUCCUCCAUUGAUGGAACUCACAUACAACUAUGGGAUGAGCAAAGCUCAAACUGGCAGGUGUAGGUCGAGGAUGUGUCUCUGUGGAUCCAGUAAUUGCAGAGGAUAUUUUGGUUAGGAUAGGGUUGUUAGAAAGUCCUCAAAUACACAGCUGCUUUUUGGAGAAUUUCUCUUCCUUGCUGAGGUAAUGGAUGCAGAUUUUGACUUCUCCCAGUAGCUGUCACUUCAUAUGCUGUGUCACAUGGUUAGUUUUUCUCCUGUACACUUCAGGUCUGACAAUUGCAUAAAGCCACUUUAUAGUUGAUAUUAUGUAGAAGAUAUAAAUCGCCUUCAGAAAAUAGCUUAUGGCUGUUGCUUAUGGAGCCCUACCAAACCUAUUCUUGAAUGUUUUCACGUGAUGGUUAACCUGUGCAUGUCUGGUUUCUCUUCCUGUUUGGCCCUACUACUUUUCAUGGCAUUGUUUUCAUCUGUGCUGAAAUGGGUUUGGCUUCACACCCAAGUGCUCCAGGGUUGAUGCAUGGGCUUCUGGAUGUGAGGUUAAUAUUUUUCUCUGUCCACAUAUCUGGCAGUGGAAUACUGCUGUUGGUUCAUUUUUUAGGUUGCAUAUAUGUCUCAUUUGGAGUCCAAUUUUCUACGUUGAAACCAAUGUGCUUAUUUUGCUUACACAAGUCCCAUGUGGUUCCAGUGGCGGAGCUGGACGUAUUUAGAGAAGGGGCACUAACCAUAUAUUAGCAGCGCAUUUUAUAUGUAAGUACGAAAAAAUUUGGGGUUCACCAAUAUAUAAAUAAGGGAUUUUUAUUACGUUGUGUGGGCAAUUGCUUGCACAUGCCCAUAUGUGGCUCCGCCCAGCAGUUCAUUUUUAUUAAGUUGAGUACUUUCGAUGGGUAUUUUGGGACGCUAUUUGAGAAAUUCUCACAUGGAUGGUGCAGCUCAUUAUUGAAAAUCGUUUCUCCAUACACCAUUUUUUAUGGGAAAAUGAAUAAGUCGUCACAUCCGAUGAGGCCGGACUCCGGAGCUAAGAUCUUUGAAUUUUAAAAUCUGAGGUUAUUAAAUUCUUUGUUUGACAGCCUCCAGAUGGUGAGCCUCUCUCUCUCUCUCUCUCUCUCUCUGGUUCUCUCUCGUGCUACUUUCCCUUUUACGGGAGCAAUCACUAGUUGGACAAUGAUUUAAUAUUUGUCAGCCGCCUUUCUGGCACAAAUGUUAUGCUCACCUGGGUGGAAUCGUAUGCAAAGUAUUUAGCUGUCAUGCUGACAACAAUGCUCUUUAUAUCCGUGGAGGAUUCGUGCUUGUCUUCAAUUGCAAUUAGCUUGAGCUCAUUUGCCUAGCAUAGAUCCCUGUUAGUUCGAGGUGCGUUGGAGCCCAUUGAACCUUGAUAUGAACUAAAGAAGUUGGCUCAGACCAUUGAGGCAUUUUGGGUGCACGAUAAGCAGCAGCCGGACCGAUAGCAAUAGCUGGGGUGUUGAUGAGGAGGCAACUAGAAUGGCAAUCGGCGAGGCGAUGGUUGACAUUUUUGAAGGUUGAAGAAUCGAGUUGAGGUGAGCACACAUAUCAUUAGAUCUUGGGCAAAAGGCAGCUGAUACUAGAGUUGCAUAUGAGUAUAGUUGUAAUUUAAGAUGUCAUUUAACCUUUCCUGUGGGCUUGCAUGGUAGAAGUUUUGUUUGCUUGCAUUUAAGGAAAAUUAACGAGGAACUUUUCGUAUCUAAUGAAAGGGGUUUUCAUUUAUUUUUUUAA
Messenger RNA from Nymphaea colorata (pocket water lily), 4793 nucleotides. Its product is annotated as histone-lysine N-methyltransferase, H3 lysine-9 specific SUVH1-like. The coding region runs from base 943 to 3180 and encodes 745 amino acids. The record is from RefSeq and is a predicted model, not a curated record. Gene Ontology annotation, cellular component: nucleus. Lineage: Eukaryota; Viridiplantae; Streptophyta; Magnoliopsida; Nymphaeales; Nymphaeaceae. The transcript is spliced from 2 exons. Gene Ontology annotation, molecular function: histone methyltransferase activity; zinc ion binding; protein binding.